UUUUCUUUUUUCAGCAGAGUCAGGGGGAUCAGAUUUUCCAGGAAGCAGAGAAAAAUGGCGUCCAAUCGGAAAAAGAGUGUGCAAAAGAAGGGAGUGGAUAGGAUGUCCGAGGAGGGCGAUAAGUCGGGUAGCGAAAGUGACUUAAGCGAUAGCGAUAUGCAAGCUUAUACGUUUGUGGACGAUCCGAAUGUCCUGCGAAUUGCGAUCAUGGCUGAUCCCGAGGUUACACUGGGCUUUCUUCUGGCUGGCAUUGGUUAUCAAAAGGACAGGUUCCGCAACUAUAUGAUGGUGGAAAUCGAAACUGCGCAGGAGGAUCUCGAGCAGUUCUUCCAGUCGAUUUACAGGCGGUCCAAUAUUGGCAUCAUCAUUCUGGAUUAUAAUACGGCCAAAAGACUGCGCAGCCUGGUGCAGCGAUGUCACCAACUGCUCCCCGUUCUUGUCACUGUGCCCAACAAGCUAUCACUGACCACCUAUCUAGACAAAAAGGAUCGCAAUCGACGACUUCGCCAGCGGGACGCCUACUAGGACAUGUUUUCUGGAUCAAGGAUCUAAAAUAGCCCCCUGCUCUGCCGCAAAUUUAACGAAAUAAAGUUGUGAAUAUA
Molecule: messenger RNA, 602 nt
Organism: Drosophila suzukii
Lineage: Eukaryota; Metazoa; Arthropoda; Insecta; Diptera; Drosophilidae
Product: V-type proton ATPase subunit F
Biological process (GO): monoatomic ion transmembrane transport
Cellular component (GO): membrane
Molecular function (GO): proton-transporting ATPase activity, rotational mechanism
Source: RefSeq, a predicted model, not a curated record